Messenger RNA from Cercospora beticola, 7362 nucleotides. Its product is annotated as trehalose-6-phosphate synthase. Gene Ontology annotation, biological process: trehalose biosynthetic process. The record is from RefSeq and is a predicted model, not a curated record. Gene Ontology annotation, cellular component: alpha,alpha-trehalose-phosphate synthase complex (UDP-forming); cytosol. Lineage: Eukaryota; Fungi; Ascomycota; Dothideomycetes; Mycosphaerellales; Mycosphaerellaceae. Gene Ontology annotation, molecular function: trehalose-phosphatase activity.
CAAGUAUCGACUACUUCUUCAAGUCCAGACACAUCUCUCCAUCCGCUGCACCUCUUCUUCACUUCACUUGACCCUUCUGUCAGCUGCAGCUAGAUCACUAACCGCGUCCCGUCACAUCACCUGCUGUCUCGAAGUUUCCGAUCACUUCAAAGGCAAUCACGAGCGACUGGCACCACCUCCUGCCCAUGAACUUGCGACACCAGACUUCCACACCACCUCCAAACACUUUCCACCUCCACCACCUGCUAUACGACCGACGGUAGCUUCACCGCCGCCAACUCGCCCGCAAUGGCGACCAAUUUGACUGUCUCGCUCUUCUUGCCCAACACUAUCUCCUUCAACGAACUGCCCGCCAAAGAGCGCCGCCGAAGUCCGCCAUUCAAGUUGAGUCAGCGCAUCAGCUCCACCAAUGACCUCUCCAACUCGACGACGAGCCUCCUCAAUGGCCAAACAGCGCCCAUGACGCCCACCCUCGAAAAGGCAAUCGCCAACGAGCAAUUUUUCACACCCGGCUCCAUCGAUGCCGCCAAGCGACUGUUUGCCAGACCAGGCGACCCACGCUCCCUCCUCCGCAAUGAUGUACAUGCCGAGUGGGGUUCACAAGCCAUAUUUAACCAGCCGCGAUCUCGUGCUGGUCCUCUGCCUUCAGCUUCCAUACAGGACUUUGCCUCUGCAUAUGACAGGUACCGUGAAGAGGAGGACCGGAACAAGAGAACAGCAGCAAAGAAAGUCACGAGAGGUUCACCUUCCCAACUCCAGGCCAGUCGCUCGGGCAGCUCAGAAAGAGGUUUUGAGGGCAGACCAUUCACUGUGCAGCCGGCCGUCCAUGGCAACGGCGGUCUGGUGAACGCAGUUCGAGAGGUGUCCGACAUCGAUCCUGCCAACGAUCAGCCAGUCGAUACCACGUGGAUUGGCACCCUCGGUAUGCCCACUGACGCUCUGCCGGAGAGCACCAAGGAAGAGAUUCAUGACCGACUGAUCAACGACUAUCAUUCCGUGGUCGUUUACUGCAGUGACAAGGACAUCGACGGUCACUAUGCUCACUACUGCAAGACCAUCCUGUGGCCCAUCUUCCACUACCAGGUCCCAGAUCAUCCCAAGAGCAAGGCCUAUGCCGAUCACAGCUGGGAGUUCUACCGAAAUGUGAACAGGGCUUUCGCCGAUCAGGUGAUAGCCAGCUACAAGCGCGGCGAUACGAUCUGGGUGCACGACUACCACCUGCUUUUGGUCCCUGGCAUGGUGAGGGAGAAGCUGCCUGAUGCUAAGAUUGGUUUCUUCCUCCACACCGCAUUCCCGUCCUCCGAAGUCUUCCGAUGCCUGUCGACGAGAAAAGAGCUGCUCAACGGUAUGCUUGGCGCCAAUCUCAUCGGUUUCCAGACCGAAGAAUAUGCCUCCCACUUCCUUCAGACAUGCAGCCGGUUGUUGGCUGUUGAGACCACUGCCGAGGGUGUACAAAUUGACGAACACUUUGUCAAUGUGACGUGCGUCCCCGUCGGCAUCAACCCACCACUCUUCGAAGAGACUCUCGCCAAUGACGAGGUUCAAGAGUGGGUGGCAACCAUCAAGAAGAAGUACGAGGGCAAGAAGCUCAUUGUUGCACGGGACCGCCUCGACCACGUGCACGGAGUCCGUCAGAAACUGCUGGCGUACGAGCUGUUCCUCAACAGAUAUCCAGAAUGGCGCGAGGAUGUUGUCAUGGUACAGGUGGCAACAUCGACCAGUGAGCAAUCGGAACUGUUAGCUACAGUCUCUGAUAUCCACACCCGCAUCGACUCCGUGCACAGCACUCUGGCGCAUCAGCCGCUGGUGUUCCUCAAGCAAGACAUUGCAUUUGCCCAGUACAUUGCUCUGCUGACAGUGGCUGACGGACUAAUGGUAUCCGCUCUUCGAGACGGCAUGAACUUGACCCCGCACGAGUUCAUCUACUGCCAGGAUGGUCGAGGAGGCGAGAAGAAAUAUGGACCACUCAUUCUGAGCGAGUUCACCGGCAGUGCAGCAGCUCUUGGGAAAGAAUUCAUCUCCAUCAAUCCUUGGGACUUCUCGGGCAUGGCCGAUGCGAUCAAGCAAGGUCUGGAGAUGAGUGACGAAGAGAAGAAGCGUCGAUGGGAGGUUUUGCACGACAUUGUCCUCAAGAAGACUGGUGCCAACUGGAUGCGGGAAUUAUCGAGACAGCUCGACACCGUGUACGAGGAGCAUCACCAGCGAGCUUCUGCAUCAGUGCCACGUCUCAACGUCUCUGCUCUGGCCGACAAAUACAAGGACUCAGAGCACCGCCUCUUCAUUAUCGACUACGAAGGCACCCUUGCCCCGCAUCGCACGACCUCUGGGGUUCCAUUAGGCUCUCCACAGCGCGUCCUUGACACUUUGAACGAUGUCAUGACCGACCCCAAGAACGUAGUGUACGUCAUGUCUGGUCGCAAGCCAGACGAGCUGGAGAAUCACUUCCGCACACUUCCCAAGGUCGGACUGAUUGCCGAGAAUGGUUGCUUCGUUCGAGAGUUCGGAGUUGAAAACAAUGAAUGGACUUCGUUCGUCGACCUUAAGGAAGUCGCAACGUGGAAGUCUCAGGUCCGAGGCAUCCUCGGCUACUACUCGGAUCGCCUCGAAGAUAGCUACAUCGAAGAGCGACAUUGCAGCAUGCUGUUCCGAUACGAGAAGUCUGGCGACCAGGAAGCUGCGGUACGCUUUGCUGGUGAAUGCGCAGACCAGAUCAACGGCGCUUGCAAGAGUAUGCGUAUUCGCGCCGUGCCCAUCAAAGGUGCCGUUCUUAUCGAGCAGGAAGACUUCAGCAAAGGCACUGCUGCGACCCACAUCUUUGACGCGCUUUGCAAGGAUAGCAAAGGCUUGUCGGCGCCUGACUUCAUGGUCAUCGCUGGAGACGAUCGUGAAGACGAGAUUAUUUUCAAAUGGGCAAAUGAGCUCGGAAAGGAUGGCAAGGUCAAGGAUGUGUUCACCGUCACCGUCGGCAAGCGCAAUACUGUGGCGCAGGCGACUCUUACUCAAGGCUCGACGGGUCUUCUCACCGUCCUGCAGCGUCUCGCUCAGAUCUCAAUUGACUCGCUGCCUCCGGACUACUUCGCCAUACCGAGACACAAGACGUUUCCUUCAUGAGCGCAGUCCGCCUCAUGGACGAAUCGAUCGUCGCUCCGAGGGUGCUACUGGCUGGCCGCGUCGCCCUUCUUCAGAGAGAUGUCUCGAGCACGUGAUCUGCUUGAUUGCCCUUUUCCACACACAGAAAUGCGAGAUGAUAGCGAAGAUACCCCAGAAAUUCACUUUGAGCAGGUUUGAUGAUAUUUGACCUUUUCUCCAGUCGUUGCACUUGCACCAUAGACGGAUUGAUCAGUACGCACGGGAGUAGAAAGCGGAAUUAUGUAGAAGUACGCAGCAAUGCAUGAAUGCCAUGACAUGCUACAGAGUCCUCAGUGCGAGUGAAUGUUUAACAUUACGUCUGCUUGAAUCCGCCUUCCCUGUCUUGCCUCCUGCGAAUGCUUCCUCUAGUAAGGAAUACCGUUCGUCAACAACUGGAAAUAAUCAUACACAGCCGUCGAAUUACUCCUCUCACUCCAAUGCACCAAUUUCCUCACAAACUCUGCCGCCUCCCUCUCACUCUUCUCCAACACAAAUCUCUCUUUGAAAUGCUGCAGCGUCUGGGGCUUGAAGCACGGCAAUCCCGAAUCCAGCAUGGUCAGAACGAUAUGACUCAGUUGUUCCACAUACUGUCGUGCAGCGAGGAAAACUUUGACGCAAAGUUCCUCGAAGUGCUUAUAAGAUUGCGAAUGCAAUCCACCCAUAACAGCAACCAUUUCAGGCGUAAGUUUGAAUGGAGCACGUUCGAAUUUCACGCCUCCGGGUGCGAUAUCGAAGCAGAAGCCAAAAUCGAUGUGUAAAAUGUGUCCAGCGUCAUCGACCAUGAUGUUUCCGUUAUGGCGAUCUUUGAAUUGGAGGAGGUAGGAUAUGAUACUGUAAGCAGCCAUGGAUUUGAUGAAGUUCGAACGCGCGACUUGAAAUUUGAUGCUGUCUUCGCUGCCGUAUUUGGAGACGAAGUAUUCGUACAAGCCGUUGACGGCUUCGCGGCCCAGCAUGUCGCGGGAAAUACUGUUGGGGAGGACAUCAAUGACGCCGCAGCCUGGAGCGGUGGCUGUAACGCGGUAGGGGAAGACGUAGACAUCCAGGCCCACGGAGUUAAAGAUUCCGCGGAAGGCGGCGAUGAGUUGGAGGGCGAGGACGUCUUGGCGGCAGUCGUCGCCGACUUUGAAGAUGGCGGAUUGCCAGACUUCGUACGUGCGUUUUUUGGCGACUUCUUGGGAGGAUGCGGAGUUCUCGGGCUCGGCUUCUUCCUUGCGGAUGCGAAACGUGGCCAUGAAGGGCGCUUUGGCGUGAGAUUGAAGAGGUUUGCCCGAUUUGCGGUCGAUACCAAUCACCACACCAUCAGGAUUGGAUGGAAGGUAGACACCUACGUCGACAUCGAUCUUGCGCAGUUCUUCCUCAAUCUUGGCCUUCUUUUCUGGCUUCGGACGCUUGAUGAGCGGCUUCAGCGUGCCGGAGAUGCCAGUGACCUUGGCAAAGAAGUCGAACUCGCGUUCAUAAAAGUCCUUGUCUUCGGGAAUGAAGCUGGCAAUUAACGAGUCCAUGACACGAUCGAAGACGGGCUUCGCUGGAUCAGGGACCUCGGAGUCUUCAUCUUUGUAGGCAUUCGCUUUCAAGUUCCAGAUGAUCUGAUGGGCGAACAGUCCAGAGAAGACUCCUGUUUCAACGAUGUACCUCUCGACAUAGCCGAGAGCAUCGUAUCGAAGUGUUUGCACAAUUUGCGGCACGUAGAAGAAGGUCACAUCGACAGAGUGGCUUUCCAACGCACGCACAGCAUAUUGUACAACCAAAGGAUGGUUCUUGUACGCCGGCAUGAAGUAUGUGACAGCAGCCAUCGGGUUGAUAGAUGCCCAGUACAGCAGAUACUUGAGCUGAGUCUUAACGUCUGCUGGCAACUCCGAUCCCAACAAGAUGUACAGGGCAUCUGGCUCAUUAAUUGCCUUCUCAGGUUGACGAAGUAAAUACUGUCGGAUGUUGGUCUUCAAAGCCGCAGAGUGUGGAAAGCGAGCGGCGAGUUGAACAGCAAUACGUGGGUCUUCCCGCCAAGCUGUGUCGAGCAAUCCAGAUAGGGCGCUCUCCUGCGUUUGCAACUCCGAAUGUGAAGGCGCGGCUGUGCCUGCAGUAUCCUGACCCAGCGGACCGAUCCACACUGUCAAUCUGCCAACUUCAUGCUUGAUGAGCUGUAGCAGAAGAGCCUCUUUUUGCUGCAAGGUCGGCAAGGCUUUCGUCGUUUUGGCGCCAAUUCCGCUGAGACUGGCGAGUCUGCUGGAGACAUCGCCGAGCAGCUUCCGCUCUGCUUUCAGCUGCAGCCUGUUGCUGCCAAACGACCAUCGUGGUGGGACGGCGAACCAGGCCAGACCUGCCGAGACCACGGCGUCUUUCAACCUCCAUUGAGUGGUCGUGCUAAGAUUCGUGCAGUACUCCAAAACAUUCAAGCCGAGUAGGAUGAUGUGGAAAUGCACUUCUCGCGCAAGGGGCUGCGUCAGACUCUUUUUUAUCUGGAACAAGGUACUGCGCAUCAGACGAGAAUACACUCGCUCGGUUGGGGCAGACGUCAAUCUGGAGGCACUGAAAUGGCUUGAAAGGAAGUGGGUGAGAGCCAAGUGAGGUGCGACCAGCUCUUGUGUUAUCUUCUCGCGCCUCUUUGUCUGCUCCCAGCUUGAUGGAGCGAACUCUUCUUUCAGGUAAAAAGGAUCCAAGUGAUGCAGAGACGUCGAGAAGAAGCCUUUGCCGAGGCGGAUUGAGGUCUCCCAGCCUGCGGCAACCUCGACCAGGACUCUCGACUCCAAGCUUGGGUUCUCUUUGAUUACACCGAGCCACAGAGAAAUGCCCAAUCUGAUGGACUGCUUGGUGAAGAUUGCGAACGGGAUAGCCACAAAGUCUUGAAUAAGUGCAACGCGGUCUGAUGCGCUUCUGCUGAUGACACCAGCUGCAUUGCGCAAUGUUGUGCCCACUUCUUCGAACCGAACAUGUUCGUUUCGGCGCAGGCGCAACGACAGGUUUCGUAGUUCUUGUGCUUCGUCCUUUUCAGCACUAUUCACAUCAAGCAGAGUUGGCCUUGCUUGGCCCUGGUAAUCAACAAGUGCCCAUUCGUUGUCGAAGUCAAGUUUGUUGUCGAUCUGGCGAUACUGCUGACGUGUCGUGUAUUGAGCAAUGAAGUCGGAAGCGGUAUUAAUUCCCACAGUCCUUUGGCUAUCCAGACUCGUCAAGCGCUGAUCACUCGCGGGAAUGAGCUCGCCCAUUUCGACAGCAAAUGAUCGGCCAAGUGCGAUAUGACCGUACGCACCGUCGUCCUCGUAGUCUUCGAGAUACGCUUGGAGAAUGCCUUUAACAUCGAGAGGCGCGACACGAAUGGCACGUGUGACCCAUGCCUUGCAUUUCUGGUAGAACGAUGAGAGUGUCGUUUGACGGAACUGAGCAUCAUCGGAGAGCUGGAUAGAGACAUUGGUCUUGUCCGAGGUGUACCGGGUUUUGAACGAAUACUCAUCUGUCUCUGUGUCGAGACAUGCUUUCCACAUUAGUGUGAGUAUCUCCAGCAAGGCAAAUAAUGAGGACUUCUGGCAUAGUGCAGAAGGAAUUUGGUUGAUAAUUCGGUCACAAGCGGCAACAGCAGCCACUUGCACCUUGGCAAUGCGGUGGCAGCAGCCUUCGAAGAAAGCGGCGAGCUGAACUGCCACUUGAGGUGCUGCAAAGUCUUGACGCUUGCCACGCAGAGCUUCUUGCAGAUAGGUCUCAACGUUGCUGCUGGACACGGCGAGCAUGCAAUUAUUGAGGGGCCCAGUCUUGACGCGACUCUCGAGAAAGUAUGGCAGCGCGGCAGUGCAGUCUCCUCCACGGGCACGAAGGGUGGAAACCAGCAGGGCCGCGUUAAGGAAAACGCACUCUUGGUAAUUCAGGUUUCGGAGGUCAGUCUCGCAUUGCGGCAAGGCAGUCUUCAAAGCAUGUCGCUGCGCAUCGAGCGCUCCAUCGCUCUUUCCUCUUCGCAGGACUGGGUCGAGGUCGAUUCCGCUGUCGGGCAUGUCCACUCUGGCCUCAUCUACCAACGGCAAGCUAUAAAGAGCGAUCGUUCGUAAAUCAUUUACGUGAUCCUUGACGUGUUGCGAGUUGAGGGUGUAGCCGUGUACGACAACGUUGAACCACGCGUCUCGGCCCAACGCACGCACUUCAUCCUCUUCUUCGAAGACAGGUGUCGUCUGCGUGUCGUGCGAUACAAGCAAUGCGAGUGGAUGGAGCAAAGAAGCGAUGACCUUUUGGACAGAGGAGGUGUCGACGCUC